UAAUUCCCAUAUAUUCCCGUUAAUUCCCACAUAUUCCCGUUAAUUCCCAUAGAAAGUUUCCAGCUUUGAAAAUUCCCAGAAUUUUGCAACCCUAUUUAGCACCAAUUUUGUUUAGAGUGUACUGAGCUGUUUGGAAUGGAGGCAUGAUUGCAAAUGUCAAUCAUGAUUUCAUCUCAGUCUUGCAUAUGCAACAGAAAAAUUAAAUAUAAAUCACAAACAGACAGAUCAGAUCUCUCAGGUCAAAUCUCUGCAAAUCAUUUUUUGAUAUGUAUACGUUUUUUUGAAAGAAAAUUUCACCCAUUUUCAGAGAAAUGUUAAUUAAUCUAAACCUUGCUUUAAAGCCAUCUGCAUUCAUCAAUCAGGCUCCUACAGAUCUUAAUCAAGACAUCACCUUUUCUAUAGCUUACCGACAGCUUUGUCCAAAUGAAGGACAUAUCUGAGAUGGAUUAAAUGGAAUGACCAGUAUAGAUGACUCAUAAUCCCACUGGAUAAUAAGCACUGAACCCCCAAUCACACACAUGUCCUUCUGAGUCAAAAAUCUGCUAAACCUUCUUUAAAUGAGUUACCAGAAUACAAAGCAAAAAACCUUGUCCAUUUGCCAUCGUCUGAUUCUGUAUAUAUUGGACUGUACAGCCUACUCUUCAUAUAAACAAGUCAAUUCGCACAGGUUUAGAUUUAGACUGAAUAUUGAUGUGAAGCUCGAGAUACUAAGAUGAGGUGUGAGUUUAGUUGUAAUGUAAUUGACCGCACAAAUACGUCAAGGCUCUGGUGUUAAUGACUUUGCGUCACUAGGAUAUGUUAGCAUCAUUAUUUGGUUCGUGUUGGAGAACCAGCUUGCCCAAGCUUGUGUGAGCGGAGCGCGCGAACACUACAAAUAAAGGAAAGCGCGCACCUGCGAUCCUUUACAGCUCUGAGAAGAACCUGAACAUCAUCCUCCUGAAUACCAGCUCGUCUCCGUGUAUUUUAAAGGUGAGUGGAGAGCAGCGGAUCUGAGGAUGUCCUGCAGUUGGUUGCUCGUGCUGUUCUCUCAUGUGGUGCUGUUGCUCGCGUGUCCUGGACUCUCGCGCUGUGCGCUCGACUAUCCAUCAUUCACAGACAACAGCGACCCCCAGUCUGAGCACUAUGACAAACGAAACAACGACAUCGAUUAUGACAGUUUCAUCGGCCUGAUGGGCAGGAGGAGUGCAGGAACAAAUCGUGACAUGAGUUCACCAUUUAGACCUAACAUGAAUGACAUUUUUGUUGGACUGUUGGGACGGAGAAACAUUGUGUCGGCUAUUCCUGCUUGGAGAAGAGAGCGGAGAGGCAGCAUUUUCUCAAAAGAAAGAAGGCUAAAGUGAGAAUUUGCAAGUUUCGUUAUAGAGCAGUCAUUGGGGUUUUGCUGUGGUGUAUGAAGCCUGAUCUCAUCUGUCCAGAACUCACUAUGGAAAAAAUAUCUUUCUUUGUAAGAUAACUGGGCUGUAUGAUUUUUUUUGUUUAUUGUCAAAGUGCAUUCAUUCUAGUAUUUAUUCUUUUUAAGUAGGAUAAGAAUUCUUACAUUGAACCCCCUUACGGUUUCCGAGUAAUCUCAAACCAGAAAAAAAGGAUAUUUUGUUUCAAGGAAUGACAACAAUUCUGUGUUGAUUGGACAGAUACAGGAAGAUUGAAGAAUAUAUGAGCCACACACUGUAUAUGUUCUUGCUUAUACCUUAUUAAUUUUAACAUAUGCUUACUUAAAGUGCUGUAAAAUAUAC
Molecule: messenger RNA, 1733 nt
Organism: Megalobrama amblycephala (Wuchang bream)
Lineage: Eukaryota; Metazoa; Chordata; Actinopteri; Cypriniformes; Xenocyprididae
Gene: tac3b
Product: tachykinin precursor 3b
Exons: 7
Coding region: 996-1340 (114 amino acids)
Biological process (GO): positive regulation of blood pressure; tachykinin receptor signaling pathway
Source: RefSeq, a predicted model, not a curated record